Molecule: messenger RNA, 423 nt
Organism: Paraphaeosphaeria sporulosa
Lineage: Eukaryota; Fungi; Ascomycota; Dothideomycetes; Pleosporales; Didymosphaeriaceae
Exons: 2
Coding region: 1-423 (140 amino acids)
Source: RefSeq, a predicted model, not a curated record
AUGGACCACCACACACCCCCUUCGCACGAUCCUGCCCCUUCUGGCCCCCCACCAGCCUGGGAGGCACCCGCACACCAUCACCACCCCAUACAUCACGAUCCACCGCCCGGUCAUCAUGACCCGCCGGGCUAUCACGACGGGCCGGAUGUGCCGCCCCCAUCCUACGACGAUGCUACGAAUCCCCUGCUAGGCGGGGUAGCAGCGCCUACGUACAACUACGGCACGUGGCAAGAGCGCGACGAUUCGUCCGCAGCGAGCACUGAUAUCGAGACAUCAGAGUCCGGGCUGCACGAAUGGGUCGGCCGUGUUGUAAUCAUAAUAUUAUUCGUGGCGAUAAUAUAUGGCUUUUGGUCGCUCUUUGAAAGCCCGCCCGAUGGCUUUAACCACUUUCCGGGCUAUGGCCCUGAUCAUCAUCUUGUCUGA